Drosophila melanogaster (fruit fly) is the source of this 7001-nucleotide messenger RNA. RefSeq names its product Calmodulin-binding protein related to a Rab3 GDP/GTP exchange protein (gene Crag). The transcript is spliced from 14 exons. The record is from RefSeq and is marked reviewed. Gene Ontology annotation, cellular component: cell cortex; early endosome; recycling endosome. NCBI's taxonomy places the organism in Eukaryota, Metazoa, Arthropoda, Insecta, Diptera, Drosophilidae. The coding region runs from base 578 to 5593 and encodes 1671 amino acids. Gene Ontology annotation, molecular function: guanyl-nucleotide exchange factor activity.
AAGCUAGUCUUAUCUGGCAACGCUGAAAAUGGCCUGAAGCAAAGGCCAAAUAGUUAUUAAUAAUAGUAAAUCCGAUAAUAAUAGUCGCGUGUUUCGUAUUGCAUGUUAAUUAUAUAGUUCGCCAAGCAGCGCAUACAGGCGAUUGGCACAUUCCGCCAGUCACACCGAGCCGCGCACACGGCUGGCAGGCCAGUUAAAUGAACAUUAUUCCUUACUUUUCUGUCCACUGCACUCCACACGUAUUUGCGUAGCUUUUAAAGUAGCUAAAUUCGUGGAUUUCAACGCACUUGGCGCGUCUUAGUCAAAGUGGCCCAGUUAAGCAGUCCAAUUGGAAAACUGUGAAAAUGAUGUAAAGGAAAACUCUCAAGUAGUCCAACUGUGUGUGCGUGUGUGUGUGUGUGCGUGCGGUGAGUGUUGGUGUGUGGAAAUUAACGUAGUGUGAAGAAGAAAAGCGAAGGAAAAGCGACAAUUGCAGUCCAAGGCGAACAGCAAAAGCAACUGAAGGUUGCCCACGCCCCCUUCGUCCCCGCGCCCCCUUGGAGGACAACUAACGGGAGUGCAAGGAAACGGCGCCGCCAUGGAGGAAAAGCGCAUCGCCGACUACUUUGUGGUGGCCGGAAUGCCGGAGAAUCCGCAGCUGCUGCAGGAGAACAGCUUCAAUGACUCGGGAAGAUUGAGAGCGGCCACCACCAUCGAACCGAUCACGGACAUCGGCGUCUAUUUCCCGCUGCUGGGCGAGGAGGUGCCCGAGGGAUACGAGAUCCUCUCGCACACGCCCACGGGUCUACAGGCGAACCUCAAUCACGGAUCGGUCCGCACCACCGACUGCUACAUCUACUUCCGGCGUGGCAAGGAUCGCCCGCCGCUGGUGGACAUAGGAGUCCUGUACGAUGGCCACGAGCGGAUCAUGUCGGAUGCGGAAAUCGUUGCGGAGACGCCUGGCGGCAGGGUGGCCAAUGUGAACAACUCGUCCGCGAAGACGUUCCUCACGUACCGACGCGCCCGAGCGGACAUGCCCUGCAACGAGCUGGUGGUCACCGAACUGUGCGUCAUUGUCCAGAGCAAGGGUGAGCGGGCUCCGCACGCCUUUUGCCUAAUCUACAAGACCCUGAACAAGGGCUAUGUUGGCAGCGACGUCUACCUGUGCUACAAGAAGUCCAUGUACCGGCCUAAGCACAUCAGCUACAAGCCGGAGAUCCUGCUGCGCUACCCCACCUUCGACCACACCGACUUCCCGCUGAAUCUGUGCCCGAGCGUGCCGCUCUUCUGCCUGCCAAUGGGCGCCUCCCUGGAGGCCUGGCCACACGUCAACGGCACGGAGAAGCGGAAACCCAUCAGUCCGGUGUUCAGCACUUUUGUGCUCACCGUGAGCGAUGGCACCUACAAGGUUUACGGAUCGGCGUUAACUUUCUACGAGGAUUACGAUGAGUCAAAGUUGUCGGCUGAGCAGAAGGAGCUGCUCGGUUGGGACGAGGAGUUCGGCGCCCAGCACUCGCUGCACAUGAUCAAGGCUAUAUGUCUGCUGUCGCAUCAUCCCUUUGGCGACACCUUCGACAAAUGGCUGAAGUACCUUCAUCGAAUGGUUCUGUAUGACGUUAAUAUACCCAUUCCCGUGGAGCGCUACAUCACCCAGCUGCUGGACGAAGUACCGUUUCCGGCGCCCAGCAUUCACCUGCAGCUGUCCAGCGAGUCCAACGAUCGCAUACUGCUCACACAGCCGGAAGAUUCCCCGCUGCCGCGAAGUGGCGCCGGUUUCCACAUACUGCUCCAGAACCUGGGCACCGACAACUGUCUGCAUGUGCUGCUGCUGGCCCUCACCGAACAGAAGAUACUCAUCCACUCACUCAGACCUGCCACGUUGACUGCUGUGGCCGAAGCCAUUGUCUCCCUGCUGUUUCCGUUCAAGUGGCAGUGUCCGUACAUCCCACUUUGUCCGCUGGGCUUGGCGGAGGUGCUCCAUGCCCCAUUGCCUUAUCUCAUUGGCGUGGACUCGCGCUUCUUCGAUUUGUACGAGCCGCCCACGGAUGUCACCUGCAUCGAUUUGGACACCAACAACAUUAGCCUAUGUGAGUCGCAGCGUCACUUGUCACCCAAGCUGCUGCCGAAACGGGCAGCCCGCCUACUUCGCCAGACGCUCACCGAACUGGAGAAUGCCAAGCCCAUUAGCUAUGACUCCACAAACAGUUUGGAUCGCGAUAUUCGAAAGCGGAAACGAGAACUGGUGCUGGAGCAGCGCAUCCAGGAGGCCUUUCUGCUCUUCAUGGCCAGCAUUCUGCGCGGCUACAGAGACUUUCUGGUGCCCAUAUCCAAGGCACCAUCGGUGGGAGCCACCGAUCCAAGUGCCCUCUUCCAGCUGAAGGCUUUUUUGCGAUCGCGUGAUAAGUCGCACCAGAAGUUCUUCGAGCUGAUGAUGAAGACCCAGAUGUUCAUCCGUUUCAUUGAGGAGCGUUCCUUUGUCUCCGAUGGCGAUCAUGGUCUCAGCUUCUUCGACGAGUGUGCGGAGAAGGUGGGCAACUACGAUGAAACGCCCGCCCAGCUGCAUUUGGUGGACUGGGACACGGGGCAGAACAGCGAGCGCACCAAGUACAUCUUUCCGCCGGACAGCGUAACUCCGGCGGGAUCUCAGCCUGGCGGCGGAGGAGGAGGAUUAGCCUACAACUACGAGAACUUUACGCUGCAACCGGAACUGUUGCAGAGCACGAAGAAGACGGCUUUAUCGAAAUUUCUGCAGCUGCAGCUGAACGCUUCCCUCUCGCCAGGAUCACCCAUUGCCCGGCGAACCAAACACGAGAUUAAGCUGUCCCAGAAGAUGGCCAGCCGUUGUCAGCAGCAUCCGGAGGCGUGGUCCAAAUACUUGUUGGCCACCUGUUACUCGCUGUACUUCCUCAUCCUGCCAUCCAUGGUCUUGGAUCCGCGGCACGCCGGCAAGGAGCCAGAGAUACUGCGCGCCGCCUACGAUGUCCUCGUGCGAGCCAGUCGUCUAAAGAUCACCUGUGACGAGUUCUGCUACAGGAUCAUGAUGCAGCUAUGCGGUAUUCACAAUCUGCCUGUGCUGGCCGUCCGUCUGCACUACCUGAUGAAACGCUCUGGCGUGCAGGCCAAUGCGCUCACCUAUGGCUUCUACAACCGCUGCGUCCUUGAGUCGCAGUGGCCCCAGGACAGUACCACGAUCAGCCAGAUCCGCUGGAAUCGCAUUAAGAACGUGGUGUUGGGAGCGGCGCAGUUCCGCAAGGCUGGCAAACAAAGGGCCGCCUCCAAGGUGAACAAGUCGCUCAGUGCGUCCCAGGACCAGAACCUCAGCACCCUGGAAACGGUGGACGGACAGUCGCGCACCAGUUUGGCUUCCUCCUCCGGCGAUGGCGGUGGCCAUGGACUGCUCGAUUUUGCCGCCUUCGAUCGGCUCAGGAACAAGUUGGGCAGCAUUGUGCGGCAGACGGUGACGGGCGGCAAUAACGAGACAAUGGGCGAUGCGGUCAACAACACUGGGUUGCUCAUACCCGGCGAACUCAGCGCCCCGAAUACGCCGACCUAUGGCGGUGACACCGAAAUCCUGGCCAAGGCACUUCAGCAACAGCAGCCACGCAAACAGAUCAUGAGCAUUGGCGGCGGCGAUGACGAUGAUGAGGAUGAGGACGAAGAUGAAUACACGGCCGGAUCGCCGAGCACGCCGCAAAAGCAACUGGAAGCGGGCGCCGAUGACCUGGAAUACGCCGGUGGAGGAGACUACGAGGCGGACGAGGAGGACGAAGAUGAAGUCGACGAGCAUGUGGCCGCACAGCGGGCACGUCAGCGAGUGCAGAGUCCAACCAAAAUCUCGCCACGCACGCCCGUGACCCAAAACGAUCCACUGGGUGCUCUCAACGAGGAGGAGUCCGCCGCCAGUGCCACGCCCACGCAGGAGACGCAGCAGGAGCAGCAGCACUCACAGUCGCAGAUCGACAGCAGCAUAUACAGCGACAAGCCGAUCCUGUUCCGGGGCCAGAGGAGCGCCACUUUCGACGAGUCGACGCAGAUCGGGAAGAGUAUGCACCGUUCGGAAACGAUGCCGGUGGCCAGCAGCGGUGUGACCAACAGCCUGGCCAACAUCGGAUCCUCGCUGAAGUUCACGUUCGGACGUUAUUCACCCGCACGAUUGUCCCUUAAGAAAGACUUGAAAUUGCCCGCCAAUAUUAUAGAAAAUAUAUCGAGCAUAAGUCCCAGCUUGACGGGCAAGAAGUCGAACGAGUUGAUCCAGGGCAGUCUGAGCAGCAUCAAAUCGGCGGCCAAUUCGCUGACCAAAAAGUUCGACGAGAUCAAAGGCGUGAUAUCGGCCAAUUCAACGCCGACGAAAACGAACAAUGGACACCAUCCGCAUGGCCUGCAUCAUGGUCACCAUCAUCCGCACCACCACCAUCAUCAUCAUUCGCAGCACGGCAAUGCGGAGCAGGAGGAGCACGAUGCCGCCGUCCACGAGGAGGGCAAGCUGCGUCGCGUCUCAAGCGACCUGGAUCCAUGGGGCAGGCUCAGCGAGUCGCGUAAAUCCAGCUACAAUAACCUCGUGCCGCUCGGCGAGAACAGCUCCACCGGCGCCCUUCACAUGCACGCCUUUCCCGCUGUGCCCGACAACCUCUAUAGUCUAACAAGCGAGAACGCCGCGGAUCGUGACUGCGAUGUGCUGAUCCAGCUGACGACCUGCUCGCAGUGCCACAAUUGCUCGGUGCUCGUCUACGACGAGGAGAUCAUGAGCGGCUGGACGGCGGAGGACUCUAACCUGAACACCACCUGCCAUGCCUGCAACAAGCUCACGGUGCCUUUCCUCAGCGUACAGAUCGAACGGCAGGUGGAGGAGUCGGAACAGUCGGAUCCGCUGCAGGACGGCAAGGAGCAAAUAGCCAACGGCAAUAGCCACAAGACCAGCCUGACCGUGCCGUAUCUAAAUCCGCUGGUGCUGCGCAAGGAGCUGGAGAACAUACUCACGCAGGAGGGCGACAUUGCGCUGAUAAAACCGGAAUUUGUCGAUGAGCACCCGAUCAUCUAUUGGAACUUGCUCUGGCUGAUGGAGCGCAUCGAGAGCAAGACGCACCUGCCCGAGCUCUGUCUGCCCGUGCCGAGCGACAAGGAGCACAUCGAUCCGCUGAGCAAGGUGAAGACGGUGCACAUCCAGUGCCUGUGGGACAAUCUGAGCCUGCAUACGGAGGCCAGUGGUCCACCCAUGUACUUGCUGUACAGGGAGACCCAGCCGACGAGUCCGCUCAUCAAGGCGCUGCUCACCGAUCAGGCGCAGCUCAACAAGAAUGUCAUUCAGCAAAUCAUUUCGGCCAUCCGGUGCAAUGACUUCGCCACUCCUCUCAAGCGCUUGGCCAAUGAGCGACACAAGCUGAAGAGCAACGGCGUGGAGCGAUCGCACUCGUUCUAUCGCGACAUACUCUUCCUGGCCCUGACCGCCAUCGGUAGGUCCAACGUGGACCUGGCCACAUUCCAUCGCGAGUAUGCAGCCGUGUUCGACAAGCUGACGGAGCGGGAGUGCAACAUGUACUAUCGCAAUCAGGAUCUGCCGCCCUCGGCAUCGACGAUCUUCUGUCGUGCUUACUUCCGCCCGCUUCUGCUGCCCUGACGCAGUGGCUCCCAGCUGGAGGCAGGAGCAGCUUCAAGCGAUGCCGAAGUGGACACAUGAGUGGAGCAGCCGAAGCCUAAAAGACAAGACGACCAAAUAACUUGAUAACAAAAUGGAAACGAAGGGAGAGUUUGACGACAACGAAACGCUUAUCACACACCUUAGGCUGGGUCGAUUUUAUAGAUGGGACAAGUAUGAAUUAAUUUUACUUAGAUAUCAGAGCUCUUAUUUACGUUACGGAAAAGAAAAGGACGGUAUUUUGGAACUAUUCCUAGUAGGCUAUAAAAAUGUAAUUGUUUUAAACGAAAAAAAAAAAAUACUUGAUUCGAAGUGUUCUUAGGUUUUCAAACUAAUAGUUUUUUCCCAAGCGAGGAAGCCUUCUGGGCAAACUUCUUUAGAAUUGUCCUCAAUUUACUUGUACUUGUACACAAGCCAGAAUAUUUAAAUUCUUAAACGAACUUUCCUAAGUGAAAGCCCCAACUUGACAUGUGUUGCAUUGUGAAAACAUGCAAAUGAUUUUGUAAAUGACUUGAUCUUAACAUUUAAGUACUUAACGAUUUUUCGCUGUUUAAAACUAAUCAAAAAUAUACACACACACACACGAAUGACUGGUUUCUGUGACAAUACAUGAAUGCGUUCAGGCAGUGCGUUUCAUAGGUGUAAUAGCAGCAAUGGAUUAGUUUAACGCCCCUCCUAAUAUUUUGUACUUACGACCAACUCACCUAGUCUAACGACUGCCUUUUCUGAUGACGCUACAUUUUGCACUACGGUUCACCGAACAACGAGGCCUUACACGGCCGAAACGCACUGCACUUACCACUAUCCAUAAAAACACGAAAGGAAGCCACACUUUUGAUUGCCCCUCGUCAGAUUUGCCUUAUUAUAUAUAAUAUAACGAUACAUAUUCGUGUACAUACAAAGCUAUAUGUGCGAUCCUGUAAAUCAGCAUUGUUAGCGGAACCCCCAGCCUCUUCUCCUGCGCGGCUCCAUCCUCUCCACCAUCCGGUUAUUUCAAAAAUAAUCGCCUGUGUAAACGCACUUUUUUUUUAACUUGAGAUUUCCUCACAAUGCUCGGCUCUUUUAGUUAGCAUAGCAAACUUUUGGGAACGUGGGAAGGAGGAUAAACGGGGGGCGGCGGUUAACUAAUAUCGACGGCAGAUAACAAUUAAACAACGAUUACAAUAGCAAUAAUUAAUGGAUAAUCGGAUAAUCGUAUUUAAAUGUAGAUGGGACUCUAACUCUUGCAGAUCUAAUGGUACGACACACGUUCACGUCCACGUUUUUAAAGACAACACAUCCCCAAACACACACUUCUAAUUUUUUUUGUCGGGAAUCUUAACUAAAUGUAUAUUAAAUAAUUCAUUUAAUUGAAACGUAAAUCGUAACAAAAAUGGCAAAAAGAAUAAAC